AUGAGUGCGCUCGUCUGUUUGGCGCCUAAGACCCCAGCGAUAACAGCGGUGGAGGCGAUAGGACCCUUGGGACCCAUUAACUGGUCGUCUCCGAGCUUCUGCAGCUCUGCAAGAACUGAAGGAGGCAAGCGGAUCGUUGAACGAGCUGUGGCUGAGCGUCGCGUCACCUUCUUGGAGCCCACGUCUACCAUAUGCGGGGACGUGCCGUCACGACUCACACAAGAAGCCAGCCAGACCACGCAAGUGCCUGCUUCCUCGCCUCUCGCCCGCACUCCACUCCCAGUCCACGCAGCUUCUCGACCGAUGGCGAUGGCUCAGCUUGCUUCAUCUACGCCCAGUGGCGGCGCCAGCUCCGGCCCCACGUCCACGCACAAGACGGAGAUCCAGACGCUACUGGGCCAGUUCGACGCGCAGAUCAACUCCAUGAUGGACUACCCGGCCAAGGACACGAUCAACGCGCUGACGAUGCUGGCCGAGCGCUCGCAGCUCGCGCCUGAGAUUGUUAGCUUCCUGGAGACCAAGAUCCACCGGGUCGCGCCUAAUUGCAAGCUGCCAAUCUUUUACUUAACGGACUCCAUCCUCAAGAACGUGCGUGGCCCGUACGUCGCGCUAUUCGCCGCCAAGAUCGUGCCUCUCUACUGCAACUGUGUGCGUCAGGUGUCGGGCAAAGACCUCAAGCGCUUCAUUCAUGUGCUCAACACGUGGGAGACAACGCGGUUGUUUAACGCCGACGCCAUCGCGCAGAUGCGCAGCGCCGCGAACCGCGCCAUGCAACAAGCGGAUCCAUCGACUCGGUCGGUGCCUGCCAGUAUUAAUCAAGAAAAGUCGACGCAACAGUCGAGGGCCAAGCUGGCUCAGCAACAACAAGACAUGGAGCUGCGCUCGCUGCUCACGAAGCUUCAGAACGACAUGGGGAUCCACCCGACCGAGCACAUGAGUCUUGAGGAACUACUCAAGCGCAAGCAACGCGCUCCUUCCCCUCCUCAGCCAGUCCAAGAGAUCACUAACGACCCACCUCGAGCUCCUGACGCUGCUGCCGUCAUGUCGAUUCUUCAGAAACUCAAGGGGUUGUCCAAUGGCGGCUCGUCGAACCCACCAGCUCCUCCUGCUCAGCCUCAGAUACCGCAGCAGCCACAACAACAAGGAGAGCAGAUGCCACGCAGUGAUAAUGCCUCUCGGAUGUGGUUCAGUGACAAGAUUGUGGCUCACAAAGACCGUGUCGAGUCCAACGUCCAGAAGCUGUAUGCCGCCUUACCGCUUGUGUGUCGUGCGAGUGGACUACGCUUCCGUGAACAAGCUCAACUGGACGCCCAUCUGGACUUCCUCUUCCAGUAUAACCGUGCCCGUAAAGAGCGAGGCAAAGGAGGCGUGUCCAGAUCAUGGUAUCCGGAUGAAGAUCAGUGGGUGGCCGACUUCUCGGGAGACACGGCACCGCGUGAAAGCACCAGUAGCAGCUUCUUCGACAGAACGCAGAAGGAGAACGAGAAGAACGCAGGAGAGCAGGCUUCAUGGGAGAACGCCAGUGUGCCAGUGGACGAGACGAUCACACGCUGUCGGAUCUGUGGCGAGAACUUUUCAAGAAGUUGGGAUGAGGAAGAGGAGGACUGGAUGUACACGAACGCGGUGGCUGGCACGAUUCAUAACACUGGACCUGGAGGAGACGAGCAGCAAGAGACGAUCUUCCACAAGUACUGCUACGACACAGUGAUGGCCAACUCGAAACACAUUACACCGGCGCAUUUGAUCCCUGCAGAACGAGAUGUAGCCAUCAAGGGGGCGACGAGCUCCGAUGAUAGUAUGAAUGGUGGCGGAGUGAAGCGAACAUUGGAACAGGACGACAGUGAUAGUGAUGGGGAUGAAGAUGUGAAACGCGUGAAGACAGACUGAGUUUUUGAAGCUGGACGUGUCACAGAAUGCGGAUAUAGUGCGACGUUCAGACCCAUUUCUUCGCUUGGCAGAAAUCAACUGCGCAACAUUUUUUCCCAUUAAAUAUGACACUUUAGUCUUUGACUUGCUACCAAA
Messenger RNA from Phytophthora infestans T30-4, 2022 nucleotides. RefSeq lists its product as uncharacterized. The transcript is spliced from 7 exons. Gene Ontology annotation, biological process: termination of RNA polymerase II transcription. Gene Ontology annotation, molecular function: RNA polymerase II complex binding; mRNA binding. Gene Ontology annotation, cellular component: mRNA cleavage factor complex; cytoplasm. The coding region runs from base 1 to 1887 and encodes 628 amino acids. The record is from RefSeq and is a predicted model, not a curated record. NCBI's taxonomy places the organism in Eukaryota, Oomycota, Peronosporomycetes, Peronosporales, Peronosporaceae.